Messenger RNA from Pseudoliparis swirei, 3467 nucleotides. It is a transcript of the gene pdcl, whose product is annotated as phosducin-like. NCBI's taxonomy places the organism in Eukaryota, Metazoa, Chordata, Actinopteri, Perciformes, Liparidae. The record is from RefSeq and is a predicted model, not a curated record. The transcript has 14 exons. Gene Ontology annotation, molecular function: oxidoreductase activity, acting on single donors with incorporation of molecular oxygen, incorporation of two atoms of oxygen; peroxidase activity; heme binding. Bases 249 to 2984 code for a protein of 911 amino acids. Gene Ontology annotation, cellular component: neuron projection; cytoplasm. Gene Ontology annotation, biological process: response to oxidative stress; regulation of G protein-coupled receptor signaling pathway; cyclooxygenase pathway.
ACGGAGCGUGCCUGGAGUCUCCGUCCCCCUUUUUUCUCCCUGCUCCUCGGGAUGGCGUGCGGAGGCGCAGUGCGGCGGGCUGCAGCACUCACAGGCAGGACUCAACCUGUCGUACCGCCGGGCCGGCUGCUCUCGUCCUCCCGCUCUCCUUCAGUCCCCAGCAGGCUCUCCUCCUCCGCGCCGCGGUUCCACUUUUCUCACAGUUUGAAGGAGUUGGCAGGCCGUCCUCCUGAACGCAGGCUGCUGUCAUGAGAUCCUCCUCUCUAGGACCAGUGUGCGCUCUGCUCCUGCUGCUGCGGGAGCCCGCGUGCGGUGGAGAUGAGGUUACCUCCGAUACAGUGAACCCGUGCUGUUACUUCCCCUGUCAGCACUGGGGUGUGUGUGUGCGGUACGAGGAGGACAAGUACGAGUGUGACUGCACCCGCACCGGCUUCAGCGGGGACAACUGCACCGUCCCGGAGUUCUGGACCAGAGUGCGCCAGCUGUUGAAGCCCAGUCCAGACGUGCUGCACUACAUUCUCACCCACUUCAACUGGCUCUGGGACUUCAUCAACUACACCUUCCUACGGGACGUGCUCAUGCGACUGGUUCUGACAGUGAGGUCCAACUUAAUACCGAGCCCUCCCACCUACAACUCCAAAUAUGACUACCUCAGCUGGGAAUCCUACUACAACCUGAGCUACUACACUCGGAUUCUGCCCCCAGUGCCGAAGGACUGCCCGACACCUCUGGGGGUCAAAGGCAAAGCUGGGCUGCCUGACCCUGAGCUGCUGGUGGAGAGGCUGCUGAAGAGAAGGACCUUCAGACCCGACCCCCAGGGCUCCAACCUUAUAUUUGCCUUCUUCGCGCAGCACUUCACCCACCAGUUCUUCAAGACCUACAACAGCAUGGGCGUGGGCUUCACCAAGGCUCUAGCGCACGGGGUGGAUGCGGGCCACAUUUACGGAGGCGACCUGGAGCGUCAGCUCCGGCUCCGGCUGCACAAAGACGGAAAACUCAAGUAUCAGCUAGUUGGCGGCGAGAUGUACCCUCCCACUGUGGCCGACGCCCCCGUGAAGAUGAGCUACCCCCCCGGGGUUCCCCCUGAGGCUCAGCUGGCCAUCGGUCAGGAGGUGUUCGGACUCCUCCCGGGUUUGGGAAUGUUCGCCACGCUGUGGCUCCGGGAGCACAACCGAGUGUGUGACGUCCUGAAGGCGAAGCAUCCUACCUGGGAUGACGAGCAGCUCUUCCAGACCACACGCUUUGUCAUCAUCGGUGAGACAAUAAAAAUAGUGAUCGAGGAGUACGUGCAGCACCUCAGCGGAUACCUGCUGCAGUUGAAGUUUGAUCCCACCCUGUUGUUUAACUCCGACUUCCAGUUCGGGAACCGCAUCGCUCAGGAGUUCAGCCAGCUCUACCACUGGCACCCCCUGAUGCCGGAGAGCUUCGUCAUUAACGGAGACGAGCUGUCGUACAAGCAGUUCAUGUUCAACAACACCGUGCUCACGCACUACGGCGUCGAGGUGCUGGUGGACUCCUUCACUCGACAAGUUGCCGGACAGAUUGGCGGUGGCUUUAACAUUAACCCUGCGGUGACCAGAGUGUCGGUGGUGGCCAUUAAGGAGUCCCGAACGCUCCGCAUGCAGCCGUUCAACGAGUACAGGAAGCGCUUCAACCUCCAGCCGUACGCGUCCUUCAGAGAGUUCACUGAUAACGAGGAGAUCGCCAGUGAGCUUGAAGAAUUCUACGGUGAUAUUGAUGCUCUUGAAUUUUAUCCUGGCCUGCUGUUGGAGAGAACACGCCAGGGGUCCAUUUUUGGACAGAGCAUGGUGGAGAUGGGUGCCCCCUUCUCCCUUAAAGGCCUGAUGGGAAACCCGAUUUGUUCUCCGGUCUACUGGAAGCCCAGCACCUUUGGGGGCAAAGUCGGCUUUGACAUCGUGAACUCUGCCACGCUGAAGAAACUGGUCUGCCAGAACACCAGGACGUGUCCUCAUGUGGCGUUCAGGGUACCGACGGAGGAGCAAUCGGAAACGGGGAGUGAUGACGAAAGUAGUAAAACAAGGACUGAAGAGUUAGCCGUUGUCAUGACGACUCUGGAUGACAAAAUUCUGGGCGAGAAGCUGCAGUACUACUACAGCAGCAGUGAGGAUGAAGGCAGCGACAAUGAAGAUGAGGACGGGGAGAAGAAGACCAUCCGGGAUGCGAACGUCGGCGAGCCUGAAAUAGACUACAGCGCCGAUGGAAGUGCUGUUAACACGGGACCAAAGGGUGUCAUCAAUGACUGGAGGAAGUACAAGCAGCUGGAAGUGGAGCAGAAACAAGAGCAGAAGAAGGAGAUGGAGAGACUGAUCAAGAAGCUGUCGAUGACCUGCCGCUCUGACCUCGACCUGGAAAAAGACAAAGAGAAGCAGAAGGCGCUGCAAGACAAAAUCAAGGGCAAAAUGACCAUGCAAGAGUACAACAUUCUCCAGGAGGAAGAUGACGACGAAGACUUCCUCCAGCACUAUCGCAUGCAGCGCAUCGCAGAGAUGCGGCGCCAGCUCUGCAACGGCAAGCGCUUUGCGUGCGUCUGUGAGCUCGACAGCGGCGAGGACUUCCUGGAGGCUCUGGACGAGGAGGACAAAAGCACACUGGUCAUGAUCCACAUCUACGAGACCGACAUCCCGGGCUGCGAGAGCAUGAGCGGCAGCCUGAUGUGCCUGGCUCAGGAAUACCCGCUGGUCAAAUUCUGCAGCGUGCGCAGCUCGGCCAUCAGCACCAGCGCGCUGUUCAGAGACGGCGCUCUGCCCGCGCUGCUCGUUUACAAGGCGGGAGACCUGAUCGGCAACUUCGUGCGGGUGACGGACCAGCUGGGGGAAGACUUCUUCGCCGUCGACGUGGAGGCCCUGCUGCAGGAGUACGGCCUGCUGCCCGACAAGCUCCCCAGCUCCCAGAAGACGGUCCGCAACGGAGCCAUCGUUCAGACGAUAGUGAGCGACGAGGACUCCGACCUCGAUAUCGACUAGAGCCUUUAUUUCCAAUUAUUUGCUUUUGAAACUUGUGUUCACGGUCCCAAAGGACUCUCGGUGAUUUUGAUGUCAGUGGACCCCCGUAGUGAUGACACAUGGAGCCAGGAUUGCUCUGUUAGUUCUCGUACAGCCGUCACGGCUGAAUGGUUCUACUCAUGACAUCAAUCCACGGUAAACAUAAGUUAUCAUUAAAAACAAAAGCACAUUAUUUUUUCCAUUAUUUAAAUCAAGGACCAUUGUGACAGUGAGAAUAAUGUAGGUGUUAGUUUCAAUGUUUUGAUUUAUUAUUUAUUCAUUGUGUUAAAACACAAUCCCUGUUUUGUUUCAUUAGCGUCUUCAUUGUGUUGAAUGUGUUUCUCUCUCUGUAGAAACUAGAAUACAAAUCCUGCAGCCCAAAUGGAAUCCUAGUUGAUUUUAUAACUUUUGUAUGUGCUGUACCAUUUCAAGCAGGGAGGCGAAUAAACAAAUGUUUGGACUCAG